AACUGGAGGCCCUUCGUCUCUCGUUCAACAUCUCAUCGAGUUUCAGUGCAGAAAAUAUGGUCAGAGGAACAGGCAAAUUCAAGGGUUACAGGCGUGGUGGGGGGAGGAACUUCAGUAAGCAUCUAAACGCAGACGGGACCACUGUCUCGACAGACGAUUGGAAAAAGAGGAGAGAUUUGGACGAACAUGAUGAUGAUUCCGAUGAGGAUGCGGAUGAGGAUGAGGAUGAAGAGGCGUCGUCUGAAGAAGAUGAAGAGGACGAAGAUGGAGAUGGAAAUGAGCAAGGAGGGUCAAGCAUUCAACAACAGGAACUCAGCCGCGAGGAGAGGCGCGCUCUGAAAGCCCAAGAAAAGCUCAAGAAACAACAGAAACAAGAUGCGGACGAGGAAGAAGAUCCAGACCUUAUCAAUCCGAACCACGUCCAAAGGAAGCUUAAUAUAUCGGACAUCGGUGCCUCUCAGCAGCUCACUCGUAGAGAGAGGGAGGUCAAGGAGAAACAGGAAGCCAAGGAUCGGUAUUGGAAGCUCCAUGCCGCUGGCAAGACUGCCGAGGCGAAGGCGGACCUCACUCGUCUCCAGAAGAUCAGAGAAGAACGAGAGGCUGCUCAGGCAAAGCGCAAGGCUGAGGCUGAAGCCAAGGCAGCUGAGAUAGAGGCAAAGAAGAAAGCAGCCGCUGCAGGGAAGCGCAUUUGAGACGAUCCUACGGCAAUUGUUAUUCCAGCUUUAUUGUAUUUUUUUUCUCGUCCCGUAGAAACACAAACGAAACGCAAGAGUAGAUGUAGGAUUUUAUAUCACAGUGCAAGGUUCUGUCCGAUGCAGGAUCGUGUGAUCGGAC
Molecule: messenger RNA, 834 nt
Organism: Pisolithus orientalis
Lineage: Eukaryota; Fungi; Basidiomycota; Agaricomycetes; Boletales; Pisolithaceae
Product: casein kinase substrate phosphoprotein PP28-domain-containing protein
Exons: 7
Coding region: 57-692 (211 amino acids)
Cellular component (GO): cytosol
Molecular function (GO): RNA binding
Source: RefSeq, a predicted model, not a curated record